Messenger RNA from Chara braunii, 3483 nucleotides. The record is from the annotation of a GenBank genome assembly. Lineage: Eukaryota; Viridiplantae; Streptophyta; Charophyceae; Charales; Characeae.
CGGAUGUUGUAAAUUUUCAACGCAUCCUUAAGUAUGUCCUCCACAGCUACCAUCAGGAGGUGAAGAAAGUCAUAGAUGCGGCUCAAGGUAGCUGGGAAAGGCUCAAGGAGGGGAUGCAGAGGAAAUACCGUCUGGGAGACGGGUUGUUGACUACCACGGACCUUGAAGCGAUGAACAAAGAGGAUUUUACGACUAUAGGGGCCUUUGUUCAAGAAUUUAAGAAGAGGGCGCGGAAGGUCCAUGGGAUUUCGGAGGAAGCACAGUGCGCCAUCUUCCCGGGGCUACUCACAGCAUCGGAGGCCAUCGAGUUGACAAAACAUGGAGGAGGUAGCACAAAGUUCACCUGGGCCACCAUUGACAGAGGGGUGGAAGUUGGGUGUUUGGACCAGGUGGAACAACGUCAGGUACGCCUGCAAAGACAUAAGAGAAAGGAAAGGGAUGCGACCGCUUCUGGGACCCCAGGAGUAACAAGGAUUGUUACAGACGUAUUGGCACAGCUAGGUUAUCCGACAGAGCCGGUGGUGCAAAGGAGGGUGGUGACGGCUGUUAAAGUAAAAGGAAAAGAGCCAGUGAUAGAGGAGGCUGGUCAGGAGGAGCUCUGGGAAGAGGAAGAGCCGGUGCCGCAACACCUGACGAAGGUCCAGCGCAAAGUUUCACAGGGCAGUGUUGUAGGAGGUGGUAACCAGGGGCAGGGCAAUCAAGGCAAUGGAGGGAAGGGUGGAGGAAAGGGGCGAGGCAGGAAUGACGGCGGAAGAGGAAGGCAAUGGAAUGGCCAAGGCCAGGGGUACCAAGGCCAAGGGAGUCAAGGCCAGGGGUACCAAGGCCAAGGGAGUCAAGGCCAGGGGUACCAAGGCCAAGGGAGUCAAGGCCAGGGGUACCAAGGCCAAGGGAGUCAGGGCCAAGGGUACCAAGGCCAGGGCUAUCAAGGCAAGGGGUAUCAAGGCCAGGGGGAUCAGGGAAGUCAGCGGUAUGGAAGACCCCGCUUUGACUGGAGGACGGCCAUCUGUCAACAUUGUGACCAGCAAGGCCACACUAUAAGGUUCUGUAAUAUAAGACGGGAAGAUGAGAGAAGCGGGCUGAUUUCCUCUACUAUGGAUGGGGAUAUCUACGAUCAAUUUGGGGAGGCCAUUGACAGAAGGCUUGGAGGAGUGAGAGUUGAAGCCCAACGAAGAGUGGCAGCGGGACCACCGCCCCCUGCCAUGUUCAGGCUAUGGCAGGAAAAGGAGGAACCACUGUUUAGGGUGGAAGAAAUGGGAAGUAAUGAGGAAGUGACUCAAUGGCUACGAGGAGGAAGUGAGACAGAAGAGACCAUAAUCAUCGAGUCAGAUGACAAGGAGGAGGAGGAAAGAACGGAGUCUCCGUCCGUCUUAUUUGAGAAGAUGAAGGACUUGCUGGAUAAGAUGGGGAGGUACCGACAGAAGUUGGUGGGCCUCUGUAAAGAAGUGAAAGGAUGGAGGUCUAACAUCCCCACAAUAUUCCUCUAUGACUCUGGCCCGGAGUCAUCGCCUGGGCGACCCGGAGUAAAUGUGGUAGGGUCGUGCCCUCAAGCAGGGAUAAGGGGGAGACCCCUCACUCCGCAAGCCCGGCUGGCACAGGCAGCGCGAACGAGGAAUCGAGCCAAGGCCAGUACCAGCCAAGAGCCUCCAAGGGGGGAACACGAACCAGGGAGAAGGAAGGAGGCUGUGGAAGUAACGGGCGACGAUGACGAAGAGGAAGAGGACGAGAGGCUGCGCGGAGAAGAGGAUCAGAGAGCGGAGCAGCGGGCAAGGAAAAAGGGGAUCAGGGGAGAGGCCGAACCGGUCAUACAGGACGGACCGCCCAAGAAGAAGAAAUACGCGGUCCGGUUGGAAGAAGGAUUUGACGUAGAGAAGGUGAUUGAUCGGCUGCUGGAAGGGCAUAAUGACCUCAUGACCAUGAAGGAAAUCCUAGCGAACCGGCCUAAUCCAGGAUCAUUCACAAUCGAGGAGUCGGAAGGGGAGCGCAGAAGGCUCUGGGCAGAGCCCGAAGUAGGAGAGAGGGUGGAAGCAUUUUCCCUCAGCCUGUCAGAUGUUGGGAAGGCCAUGGACCUGGUGGCCGCGCAUGAGAUGGCAGAUCCGGAUGCCAUCCAGGCCUUGAGGGAACAAGUUCUGGAAUGCCCUGAGGCAGGAAGGUUGAAACUGGUAUAUCGGCUCCCAGGCAUUGGAGGGAACCCCGUAUCAGUGCAAACACAAUCCGAAGGGGAGGCGGUGGAGAAUACGCCCCUAGUUGAUGGAUUUCUGGAUCAGGAAGAAGAUGUUCGUCUUCAUAUCAACAAGUGGUCGCCGCGAGCGCCUAGCUGUGUAGGUUAUCCUAUCUGGCAAGCGCCGAAGGGGUAUGAAAGGAGGAAUGAUUUAGUCCUUAAGCCCUUUAAAGAAGAGGAUCCCUGGGGCGGUAAGGAUGUUCAGUGGAUGAUGGAAUUAGCGCUGGCCAGCUCGCAUAGCCUGGUGGAGGAUAUGAGAACGAUUGAGGAAGGACCUGGCCAGAUAGAACGGCAUGAGGACCUGAUGGGAGGAAUGUAUCUCCUCGUCAGCACGCUAUUGCAGGAAGGCCUCGACCAGUCAGGCUCGUUGAACUCGACAGGAAAUGUGGACGAAGUGUCCGAGAGCCAGGACGACGAGUUCGAGGAAGGAGAAAUUAAGGAAACUUUUCGUGCGGAGGAGUACGACGGGAUCUACCUAGAGCUGGGGCUUCUUCUGUCAUGUGAAAUGCGGCUAAGAGAUGCGAGCGAUAGGGCUCAAAGGAUGCUGCAGCGCUACUUAGUACGAGACGGUCACCUUUUCGUGAGAAGGGAAGUGGGGAAUCCCAGGAGGGUCGUCUGCGGUAGGAAUCGUCAGAUCGACGUCGUAGCAGCACUACACGAUGGCAUUGCAGGAGGGCAUCGAGGGGUACAAGCCACGUAUGCCAAGAUAAGUGAGCUGUACUACUGGGAUGGAAUGAUGGACAUGGUCGGGAAAUUCUGUCGAUCUUGCGUACCCUGUCAGGAGAGAUCCCGUUUAAGGCAGAGAGAGCCGCUGCAUCCAAGGUUAGAGCGAGAGGUAGGGGCCGUAGUGCAUUUCGAUCUGCUUUUUAUGCCACUUGGGGAUCAAGGCUAUAACUAUAUCUUCGAUGCGCGCGAUAACCUGUCUGGGUUCGUAGACGGGCGUGCUAUUCGCACAAAGACCGGGUCAGUCCUGGUGAGCUGCAUCGAGGAGUACUACCUGCGUUAUCCUUUCGUCAGGGAAUUCGUAAUGGACAGGGGAUCAGAGUUUACCUGUUAGGAGGUGCAAGAACUGUUAUCAAGGUAUGGUGUGGCAGCCAACUACACCACGGCCGCGCACCCCCAGGCAAAUGCUCCCGUAGACAGAGGACAUAGUACCAUUACGAAUCUCCUGGCCAAAUGGACCGAAGGUAGGCCUAAUCAAUGACCAAUAUACCUAAGGGCGGCUUUCUUUGUCGAGAACAUUACAGUAAAGAGAUCCACCAAGU